Heteronotia binoei (common prickly gecko) is the source of this 5975-nucleotide messenger RNA. RefSeq names its product myosin heavy chain 7 (gene MYH7). The coding region runs from base 12 to 5828 and encodes 1938 amino acids. Gene Ontology annotation, cellular component: myosin complex. The record is from RefSeq and is a predicted model, not a curated record. The transcript has 38 exons. NCBI's taxonomy places the organism in Eukaryota, Metazoa, Chordata, Lepidosauria, Squamata, Gekkonidae. Gene Ontology annotation, molecular function: cytoskeletal motor activity; actin filament binding; ATP binding.
CUGCUGCAGCCAUGUCAAAUGUCGAGAUGGCCGAGUUUGGUCCCGCUGCUCCCUACCUGCGGCAGACGGAAAAGCAAAGGAUCGAAGCGCAGAACCGGCCUUUCGACCUGAAGAAAGACGUGUUUGUGCUGGACGACAAGGUGGAGUUUGUCAAGGCCAAAGUCAUGUCCAGGGAGGGUGGCAAUGUCACCGUGGAGACGGAGAAUGGCAAGACGGUGACGGUGAAGGAAGACCAGAUAAUGCAGCAGAACCCGCCCAAGUUCGACAAGAUAGAAGACAUGGCGAUGCUGACCUUUCUGCACGAACCGGCCGUCCUCUACAACCUCAAGGAACGUUACGCGGCCUGGAUGAUCUAUACCUACUCCGGGCUCUUCUGUGUGACCGUCAACCCCUACAAGUGGCUGCCCGUCUACAAUGCAGAAGUGGUGGCCGCCUAUCGGGGCAAGAAGCGAAGCGAGGCCCCUCCCCACAUCUUCUCCAUCUCUGACAAUGCGUACCAAUACAUGUUGACAGAUCGGGAGAACCAGUCCAUCCUGAUCACCGGAGAAUCCGGUGCUGGGAAGACGGUGAACACCAAGCGGGUCAUCCAGUAUUUUGCGGUGAUCGCCGCCAUCGGCGACCGGAGCAAAAAGGAGCAGGCCCCUACAGGCAAGGGGACUCUGGAAGAUCAAAUCAUCCAGGCCAACCCUGCUCUGGAAGCCUUCGGCAACGCCAAAACGGUGCGGAAUGACAACUCGUCCCGAUUUGGUAAAUUCAUCCGGAUCCAUUUUGGGGCCACAGGGAAGCUGGCUUCGGCAGACAUAGAAACUUACCUUCUUGAAAAAUCUCGAGUCAUCUUCCAGCUCAAAUCGGAGAGGAACUACCACAUCUACUACCAGAUCCUGUCCAACAAGAAGCCAGAACUUCUAGACAUGAUGCUGGUCACCAACAACCCAUACGACUACGCCUUCAUCUCCCAAGGAGAGACCACAGUGCCCUCUAUUGACGACGCCGAGGAACUGUUAGCAACUGACAGUGCCUUUGACGUCUUGGGCUUCACCCAGGAGGAGAAAAACUCCAUCUACAAGUUGACCGGGGCCAUCAUGCACUACGGGAAUAUGAAAUUCAAACAGAAGCAGCGCGAAGAGCAGGCAGAGCCUGACGGCACUGAAGAAGCGGACAAGUCAGCCUACCUGAUGGGGUUGAACUCUGCAGACCUUCUGAAGGGCCUCUGCCACCCAAGGGUGAAAGUGGGCAACGAGUACGUCACCAAAGGGCAAAAUGUCCAACAGGUGUACUACGCUAUCGGUGCUCUGGCUAAGUCAGUGUAUGAGAAAAUGUUUGGCUGGAUGGUCGUCAGGAUCAACUCCACCCUGGAAACCAAGCUGCCGCGACAGUAUUUCAUCGGAGUGCUCGACAUUGCUGGCUUCGAGAUCUUCGAUUACAACAGCUUCGAGCAGCUCUGCAUCAACUUCACCAACGAGAAGCUGCAGCAGUUCUUCAACCACCACAUGUUCGUGCUGGAGCAGGAGGAGUACAAGAAGGAGGGCAUCGAGUGGGAGUUCAUCGACUUCGGCAUGGACCUCCAGGCCUGCAUCGACCUCAUCGAGAAGCCAAUGGGCAUCAUGUCCAUCCUAGAAGAAGAAUGUAUGUUUCCCAAAGCCAGCGACAUCACCUUCAAGGCCAAGCUCUUCGACAACCACCUGGGCAAGUCGGCCAACUUCGGGAAGCCCCGGAACAUCAAGGGCAAGCCGGAAGCUCACUUUGCCCUCGUCCACUAUGCUGGCACCGUCGACUACAACAUCAUCGGCUGGCUGCAGAAGAACAAGGACCCCCUCAACGAGACGGUGGUGGGGCUCUACCAGAAGUCGGCUCUGAAGCUCCUGGCCACCCUUUUUGCCAACUACGCUGGAGCAGACGCACCAACCGACAGCAAAGGCAAAGGGACUAAGAAGAAGGGCUCCUCUUUCCAGACCGUCUCCGCUUUGCACAGGGAGAACCUCAACAAGCUGAUGACCAACUUGCGCUCCACUCACCCCCACUUUGUGCGGUGCAUCAUCCCCAACGAGACCAAGGCUCCAGGGGUGAUAGACAAUUCUCUGGUCAUGCACCAGCUGCGCUGCAACGGGGUUCUGGAGGGGAUCCGGAUCUGCCGGAAGGGGUUCCCCAACCGUAUCCUCUACGGGGACUUCAGGCAAAGAUAUCGUAUCCUGAAUCCGGCUGCCAUCCCGGAGGGUCAGUUCAUCGACAGCAGGAAGGGAGCAGAGAAGUUGUUGGGCUCUCUGGACAUCGAUCACAAUCAGUACAAAUUUGGGCACACCAAGGUGUUCUUCAAGGCUGGCCUUCUGGGCCUGCUAGAAGAGAUGAGGGACGAACGUCUGUCCCGCAUCAUCACCCGCAUCCAAGCGCAGUCCCGUGGUGUCCUCUCUAGGAUAGAAUUCAGGAAGAUCAUGGAACGGAAGGAAUCUCUGCUGGUGAUCCAGUACAACAUCCGGGCUUUUAUGGUGGUGAAGAACUGGCCAUGGAUGAGGCUGUUCUUCAAGAUCAAGCCACUGCUGAAAAGCGCAGAGACUGAGAAGGAGUUGUUGGCCCUUAAGGAAGAGCUUGCGAGGCUGAAGGAAGCUCUGGAGAAGUCUGAGGGCCGUCGCAAAGAGCUGGAGGAGAAGAUGGUCUCUCUGCUGCAAGAGAAGAAUGACCUUCAGCUGCAAGUCCAGGCGGAGCAAGACAAUCUUGCAGAUGCCGAAGAACGCUGCGACCAGUUGAUCAAGAACAAGAUCCAGCUGGAAGCCAAGGUGAAGGAACAGACAGAGCGUCUGGAGGAUGAGGAGGAGAUGAACGCCGAACUGACAGCCAAGAAGCGGAAGCUGGAAGAUGAGUGCUCGGAGCUCAAGAAGGAUAUCGACGACUUGGAGUUGACCCUGGCCAAGGUGGAGAAAGAGAAGCAUGCGACGGAGAACAAGGUUAAGAACCUCACAGAGGAGAUGGCCGGCCUGGAUGAGAUCAUUGUCAAGCUGACUAAGGAAAAGAAGGCCCUCCAGGAAGCCCACCAGCAAGCCCUGGACGACCUUCAGGCAGAGGAGGACAAGGUCAACACCCUCACGAAAGCCAAGGUCAAGCUGGAGCAACAGGUGGAUGAUCUGGAGGGCUCCCUGGAGCAAGAGAAGAAGAUCCGGAUGGACCUGGAACGGGCGAAGAGGAAGCUGGAAGGGGACUUGAAGCUGACGCAAGAGAGCAUCAUGGAUUUAGAGAACGACAAACAGCAGCUGGAUGAGAAGCUGAAAAAGAAAGACUUUGAGCUCAGUGCACUGAAUGCAAGAAUUGAAGAUGAGCAAGCCUUGGGUGUCCAGCUGCAGAAGAAGCUCAAAGAGUUACAGGCACGGAUUGAAGAGCUGGAAGAAGAGCUGGAGGCCGAGCGCACGGCCCGGGCCAAGGUGGAGAAGCAGCGUUCCGACCUCUCCCGGGAGCUGGAGGAGAUCAGCGAGCGGCUGGAGGAGGCGGGGGGCGCCACCUCGGUGCAGAUCGAGAUGAACAAGAAGCGGGAGACCGAGUUCCAGAAGAUGCGGCGCGACCUCGAAGAGGCGACCCUGCAGCACGAGGCCACGGCGGCGGCCCUGCGCAAGAAGCACGCCGACUCGGUGGCGGAGCUGGGCGAGCAGAUCGACAACCUGCAGCGGGUGAAGCAGAAGCUGGAGAAGGAGAAGAGCGAGCUGAAGCUGGAGGUGGACGACGUCACUUCCAACAUGGAGCAACUCAUGAAAGCCAAGGCCAACCUGGAGAAGAUGUGCCGCACAUUUGAAGACCAAAUGAACGAACACCGGGCCAAGUCCGAAGAGUCUCACCGGAUGGUUAAUGACCUCACCACGCAGCGGGCCAAACUCCAAACAGAGAAUGGGGAACUGUCCCGCCAGCUGGAUGAAAAGGAAGCUUUGAUAAACCAGCUCACACGAGGGAAGCUGACUUACACCCAACAACUAGAAGAUCUAAAGAGGCAACUGGAGGAAGAAGCCAAGGCCAAGAAUGCUCUGGCGCAUGCCCUCCAGUCGGCCCGCCACGACUGCGACCUGUUGAGGGAACAGUACGAGGAAGAGACGGAGGCUAAAGCAGAGCUCCAACGCUCGCUCUCCAAGGCCAACUCCGAGGUGGCUCAGUGGAGGACCAAGUACGAGACAGAUGCCAUCCAGAGGACGGAGGAAUUAGAGGAGGCCAAGAAGAAGCUGGCGCAGCGGCUGCAGGACGCCGAGGAGGCCGUGGAGGCUGUGAAUGCCAAGUGCUCCUCGCUGGAGAAGACCAAGCACCGUCUGCAGAACGAGAUCGAAGACCUCAUGGUGGACGUGGAGCGCUCGAAUGCGGCUGCGGCUGCCCUGGACAAGAAGCAGAGGAACUUCGAUAAGCUCCUGUCCGAGUGGAAGCAGAAGUACGAGGAGUCCCAGAUGGAGCUUGAAUCAUCACAAAAGGAGGCCCGUUCACUCAGCACUGAGCUCUUCAAGCUGAAGAAUGCCUACGAGGAGUCCUUGGAGCAUCUGGAGACCUUCAAGAGGGAAACCAAGAACUUGCAGGAGGAGAUCUCAGAUCUUACUGAGCAGCUUGGAGCUAGUAACAAAAACAUUCACGAGCUGGAGAAGAUUCGGAAACAGCUGGAGGCUGAGAAGUUGGAGCUGCAGGCAGCCCUUGAGGAGGCUGAGGCCUCUCUGGAGCACGAGGAAGGCAAGAUCCUCCGGGCCCAGCUGGAGUUCAACCAGAUCAAGGCCGACAUCGAGCGCAAGCUGGCUGAGAAGGAUGAGGAGAUGGAGCAAGCCAAGCGAAACCACUUGCGCAUGGUGGACUCGCUUCAGACUUCGCUGGACGCUGAGACCCGCAGCCGCAAUGAGGCGCUGAGGGUGAAGAAAAAGAUGGAGGGCGACCUCAACGAGAUGGAGAUCCAACUGAGUCAUGCCAACCGCAUAGCUGCCGAGGCCCAGAAGCAAGUCAAAACUCUCCAGGGAUACCUCAAGGACACCCAGAUACAACUGGACGACGUUGUCCGAGCCAAUGAGGACCUGAAAGAAAACAUCGCUAUUGUUGAACGGAGGAACAAUCUCUUGCAGUCAGAGCUGGAGGAAUUGCGUGCUGUGGUGGAACAGACAGAAAGAGCGCGGAAACUGGCUGAACAGGAGUUGAUUGAAGCCAGCGAAAGGGUCCAGCUCCUCCACUCUCAGAACACCAGCCUCAUCAACCAGAAAAAGAAGAUGGAGUCCGACCUCUCCCAACUGCAGACGGAGGUGGAGGAAGCCGUCCAGGAGUGCAGGAACGCCGAAGAGAAGGCCAAGAAAGCCAUCACUGAUGCGGCCAUGAUGGCGGAGGAGCUGAAGAAGGAGCAGGACACCAGCGCCCACCUGGAGCGGAUGAAGAAGAACAUGGAGCAGACCAUCAAGGACCUGCAGAUGCGGCUGGACGAGGCCGAGCAGCUGGCCCUCAAGGGCGGCAAGAAGCAGCUCCAGAAGCUGGAGGCCCGGGUGCGAGAGUUGGAGAACGAGCUGGAGCUGGAGCAGAAGCGCAACGCGGAGAACGUCAAGGGGAUGCGCAAGUGCGAGCGGCGCAUCAAGGAGCUCACCUACCAGACCGAGGAAGAUCGGAAGAACCUCGUUCGCCUCCAGGACCUAGUGGAUAAACUCCAGCUGAAGGUGAAAGCGUACAAGAGGCAGGCCGAAGAGGCGGAGGAGCAGGCCAACUCCAACCUGGCCAAGUUCCGGAAGGUUCAGCAUGAGCUGGAUGAGGCCGAGGAGAGGGCCGACAUCGCUGAGUCCCAGGUCAACAAGCUGAGGGCCAAGAGCCGUGAUAUCGGGGCAAAGAAAGGUCUGAACGAGGAGUAACUCCUUGGAAGAUCACUUCCCCUUGUCUCCCCCCCCCCCCGCCUGUCUCUCCAGACGUCAAAGUCGCUGGAGAGAUCUGCCCAACUCCCCUCGCUCUGUAUAUUAGCACCGCUCCCAAAACGUAGGAUAAAGACCAUCAUACAGCAA